AGGCGCUAUAUAGUAGCCCCGAUUGAUAGGAGAGUUCGAUAAUUACUUGAGAACCUUAAAACGACAAUGGAUAAUCCACCGGAACGGCAGUACUCGCGAGAAUUCCGAGGGAGAAACAUGAGCCCAGCCUAACCAAUGAAGUAAAGCGUGGAAUAUUGUGAGGUGGUACAAAGUGCUCCUUAAUUUGAAUAUAGAGAAACUUGUACUUUUCACUUCCUUUUAGUGCGGCUCUUCACCGCGGACAACUGCACCGAUGGGUACUUCCAAUUGGAAUAAGUUCCUGCUCCUGUUCUGGAAAAACUGGAUCAUACAGAAGCGGCACUAUGUGCAAACCAUUUUUGAAAUACUCAUUCCGGCGUUGGCGUGCGCUGUUCUAAUUCUCAUCCGCGGGCUGGUGGAUCCGGAAGUGUACCGAGAAUCUACCGUAUGGAACGCUCUUCCAACCGACACCAUAGAACAUAUACUACCCGAAGUUAACCCUCUGAUAGACCCACCGAUAAGCUUCGUUUUGGCAUAUUCUCCUGAAUGUCCACUAGUUACCAGGAUAGUUUCCAACGCAGCACAGCAAAUACGGGAGCCACUGGACAGCGAACCCUUCCAGAAUGCACUUCAAAUGGAAAACUUCCUUCGCAACAACAACACUCUGGUGGGAAUUGAAUUCCCGGACAGCUAUCAAACACUCAGCGAGCUUCCCGAAAAAGUGUCCUACUCACUGCGCUUCCCGGCUGAAAUGCGAACCUUUCAGGACCAGUUCUCAGCAUUCUGGGCCAAUUGGUACACGGAGCUCAUGUUUCCGCAGUUCCAGAUAGCCGGAGCGAAAGAUCGCGAAAGAGAUGAUGGAGGAUAUCCGGCGAAUUAUUUCAACGAAUCGUUCAUUGCCGUUCAGAGUGCAGUGUAUCGAGCGAUUAUCCUGGAACGCGAUCCAUCGUUUGAAUUCGAAGCAGUUUUAUUGCGGAGAUUCCCAUAUCCACCGUAUUAUCAGGAUGCCCUGCUAGCCGGAUUGGAAAAUUUGCUGCCGCUGAUAGUUGUGAUCGCAUUUUUCUACACGGCCAUCAACACUGUGAAGUAUAUUACAGUGGAAAAGGAACGACAACUCAAGGAAACAAUGAAGAUCAUGGGAUUGUCCAGUUGGCUGCAUUGGAGCGCAUGGUUCGUCAAAUGUAUCCUGCUGCUGAUGGUGUCGAUUUCUUUGAUUACUGCGUUACUUUGCGCAAAUUUGACAACCAACAGCGAGCUGGCCGUGUUCGAGUAUGCCGACUGGAGUGCUGUUUGGAUUUAUCUGUUUGUGUUUAGCGUCACGUCCAUUUGCUAUUGCUUCAUGAUGAGUACCAUAUUUACGAAGGCCAACAUCGCCGCAGGAGUAUCGGGACUCAUCUGGUUCAUCAUGAUUGUGCCUUACAACAUUGUAUUUGCUAGCUAUGAUACCAUCGCUCUUCCCGUCAAGUUAGCACUAUGUCUGUUCUCGAACUCGGCCAUGUCGUUUGGGUUUAUGCUGAUGAUGAGGCAUGAAGGUACUUCCAGUGGGCUACAGUGGUCAAACUUAUUUGAGCCGGUUACCAUGGACGAUGACCUGACAGUUGGCUAUACUAUGAUUAUGCUACUGGUUGAUGCUUUGCUGUAUCUACUAGUUGCGCUGUAUAUUGAAAAGGUAUUUCCUGGAGAGUUUGGUGUUGGGCAACCGUGGUAUUUUCUUUUCACGAAAAACUUCUGGGCAGGAAAUGCGAAAAUUUCGUCAAAAAUUAGCCCUGCCUACGUCGCAGACAACGAUGCGUUGGAACCGGAGCCUUUGGACAAAAGAGCUGGAAUACAAAUACGGAAUUUACGGAAAGAAUACGAUAAGAAUAAAAUAGCUGUGAGUGGACUGAGCCUCAAUAUGUUUGAGGAUCAAAUUACUGUUCUAUUGGGGCACAACGGAGCUGGUAAAACCACCACAAUGUCCAUGUUGACGGGAAUGUUCGCUCCUACCUCCGGGACAGCCAUUAUUGAUGGGUUCGAUAUUAGAACAGAUCUGGAUUCUGUCCGAGGAUCGCUUGGAUUAUGUCCACAGCAUAACGUUCUCUUCGACGAGCUAACCGUUUCGGAGCAUAUUGAGUUCUUUGCACGACUGAAAGGCGUCCCGAAAGAAAAGAUAAAAUCAGAGAUAGAUCACUACGUUAAGAUCCUUGAACUUGAUGACAAAAUAAACGCCCAGUCGCGUACGCUCUCUGGCGGAAUGAAGCGAAAGGUAUCCGUUGGAAUCGCUCUAUGUGGUGGGUCCAAGGUAGUGCUUUGCGAUGAACCCACUUCCGGUAUGGACCCGUCCGCUCGACGAGCUCUGUGGGAUUUGCUCAUAGAAGAGAAGAAAGGUCGCACCAUCUUGCUUUCCACGCACUUCAUGGAUGAAGCGGAUAUUCUUGGUGAUCGAAUCGCAAUUAUGGCAGAAGGCGAACUGAAAGCAGUGGGGUCUUCAUUUUUCCUGAAGAAACGGUUUGGAGUCGGAUAUAGGCUGAUUUGUGUUAAAGAUGAAGGGUGUAAUUUCGAAGGAUUGCAGAACUUACUGAAGAGAUACAUUCCAGAUAUUGAAUGUGAUACAGAUAUCGGAACUGAGUUGUCGUUUGUGCUCAAUGAAAAUUAUACCUCGAUAUUCCAACAUAUGCUGCGAGACCUCGAGGAUAAUGCACAUAGAUUAGGUGUUAAAAACUAUGGUAUAUCACUAACAACGAUGGAGGAAGUUUUCUUGAAAGUGGGUAGCGAUUCAUAUGCCUUGGAUAAGAAACUAUCGUCAAAUGAACGAUAUGAAACUGCUCCUGCAUCAAACAUGGCUUCAACAGUGAAAUUACACGAGGAAAACGAAUCCCUCCUGGGUGGAUCUAAGCUCGUGAUCAACCAAAUUCGUUCAAUGUUUCUGAAGAAAAUGAUCUCCACAAAACGAAGUUGGGUGCAACAGCUAGUGCAGGCACUGAUUCCCAUUUAUUUUAUGGUUGUCACCGUUGUGAUAGUACGGUCGUUCCCAGGAUUAAGCAACUUGCCUCCUUUGUCAAUUUCCGUAUACAAUUAUUCAUCGACCACAACUUUAUUAGAACUCAGAACACCGAAUGACGAUAUCUUUAGAGGGUAUCAAACGCUGUUUCAAGGUUAUCCAUCAUCUCAUCAUUUGCAAACAAUCAACAAAGAUAUGAUAGACCACAUACUGAGUUUAUCCGAUGCCAAUAUUGGGCUAGUAAAUCGGAAGUAUAUGACUGCUGCCACUUUGGGAGAUUCCAAUCACACAGUGUGGUUCAACCCUCAAGGAUAUCACACGGCUCCUCUCGGAAUUGAUUUUCUUUACAACGCGUUGCUGAAAACCGUAUGCCCUAGCUGUGAGAUCAGGACGGUGAACAAACCUCUUCCGUAUCGGCCUAAUACAAGGUUCACCCAACUGCAAGCUGGUAAUAAUCUCGGAUUUCAGCUAUCCUUUAACACGGGAUUCGCCAUGUCAUUCAUCGCCGCCCUAUACAUCAUGUUCUACAUCAAGGAACGUACUUCGCGGGCUAAGCUGCUGCAGUUCGUGAGCGGUGUAAACGUGUUCACAUUCUGGAUUGUGUCCUUCGUUUGGGACUACUUCACGUUCAUAAUCACCGCACUAAUUUACCUCGCUACGCUGGCUGCUUUCCAGGAGGAAGGCUGGUCUUCCGGAGAAGAACUCGGCCGCGUAUUUCUGAUUGUUUGCGUGUUUGGAUUCGCUUUCCUACCAAUAACCUAUCUGUUCUCGUUCUGGUUCGAGAUACCCUCAACCGGAUUUGUGAAAAUGAUGCUAAUCAAUAUAUUCAGCGGAUCGAUAUUCUUCACCGCAGUGUUCUUGCUCAAGUUUGAAACAUUCAAUCUGGAAGAUGUGGCGAACGUCUUGGAAUGGAUUUUCAUGGUAUUCCCGCUAUUCUCACUGAGUCAAAGCCUGAGUAAUAUAAACGUACUGGUCACAACUAAAUCAGUGUGCAAUCAGCAAUGUGCAGCGAUUCCAUUCUGUACCGAGAGUUUUAUUUGCACCCAGUUUCCAUCCUGUUGCGACACGGAGAUAUUUACAUGGAAUACGAAGGGCGUCAAUAGACAACUUCUCUACAUGUCAGCAGUUGGAUUGAUUGGCUUCAUCGUGCUCAUUGCAAUCGAGCUUCGCGUGUUUCAAAGAGUUUGGAACAGAAGAUAUCAAAGGGAUCGUAGAACACUCCCUGAAGUUGAAAAUGCAGACAUGGAUAAUGAUGUUUACAGUGAAAAGCAACGUGUAUCCAGAAUGUCAAAAAGGGAAAUACAGGACACUAACCUAGUCGUGCAAGAUCUAACCAAAUAUUAUCAACGCUUCUUAGCUGUCAACCAACUAAGCGUGUCAGUAGAUACUUCUGAAUGUUUCGGACUUCUUGGAGUCAAUGGUGCUGGAAAGACAUCUACGUUCAAGAUGUUGACCGGUGAUGAAAACAUAUCCUCCGGCCAAGCAUGGGUUAAAGGAAUCAAUUUGAAAAGUAACAUGAACGAAGUUCACAAGCACAUCGGAUACUGUCCUCAAUUUGAUGCCGUUUUGGAGGACUUGACAGGUCGCGAAACCUUAAGGAUAUUUGCAUUAAUUCGAGGAAUUUCAGAUCAAGACAUAAAAACCGCUUCUGAAAAAUUGGCAGUGGAGUUGAACUUCAUGCAACACAUUGACAAGCGGAUCAAAGAAUAUAGUGGUGGAAACAAGCGAAAGUUAAGCACUGCUCUGGCAUUACUCGCAAACCCGACCGUCGUUUAUCUGGACGAACCUACAACCGGUAUGGAUCCGGGAGCGAAGCGUCAGUUGUGGAAUGUCAUACUGAAUGUGAAAAAGUCGGGAAAAUCAAUAGUGCUAACAUCUCACAGUAUGGAAGAAUGCGAGGCACUGUGCACUCGUCUGGCGAUAAUGGUGAACGGUGAGUUCAAAUGCAUCGGAUCUACGCAGCAUUUGAAAAACAAAUUCUCGAAAGGAUACUUCCUGACCGUUAAAAUAAGAAAGAAUCCAAUGGAGAUGGCUAAUGCACAGGGUGGACAAACCGUGAAAACAUACGUGAUGGAAAACUUUGAGGGAGCAAUGCUAAGGGAAGAGCACCAGGAUUCUCUAACAUUCCAUAUUGCCCAGUCCAGCAUGAAGUGGUCGACAAUGUUUGGACUAAUGGAAACUGCCAAGCAAACGUUGGAAAUCGAAGACUACGCACUAGGUCAAACCUCGCUGGAGCAAGUGUUCCUGUUUUUCACAAAGUACCAAAGAUUAACGGACGACAGCUAGGAUCCACCCGCUUCUAACAGACCAAGCCAAAAUAAAUAAUAAGUUUAAAUGAUUCAUUCAUUUCAUUCAUAUAUCCAAACUCACAUGUGGUUGUACAUUAUAUCGACACGUUAAUCCUCGUGGUGUAUUGUAAAUAAACGCCGUAUCUACGUCACGUAUCAAUCUCCACUCA
Molecule: messenger RNA, 5417 nt
Organism: Aedes albopictus (Asian tiger mosquito)
Lineage: Eukaryota; Metazoa; Arthropoda; Insecta; Diptera; Culicidae
Product: phospholipid-transporting ATPase ABCA3
Exons: 9
Coding region: 254-5245 (1663 amino acids)
Biological process (GO): transmembrane transport; lipid transport
Cellular component (GO): intracellular membrane-bounded organelle; membrane
Molecular function (GO): lipid carrier activity; ATP hydrolysis activity; ABC-type transporter activity
Source: RefSeq, a predicted model, not a curated record